CCACUAUGGGACAGCGCACGUGGAAAAUCAGGGUCGAAGUUUCUGGUUACUUACAACCGCCAAUUCGUCGCCAAGACCAUCAGUUCAGAAGAGGUUGAACAGAUGCACCACAUGCUAGAAGAAUACUACUCAUACAUCGUCCACUGCCACGGUCACACUCUUUUGCCACAAUAUCUUGGGCUAUAUCGUUUAACUGUGAACGACCAAGAAACUUACAUUUUGGUCAUGCGCAACGUUUUCAGUCCUCGCUUGCCUGUACACUGGAAAUAUGAUUUGAAACCUUUUCUUAGUCACCCUUGCAGCAGGAAUAAAUCCAGGCAGAAAUCUAUCGGGCGACAUCAGAGUCUUCACAGCAAUCGUUUGCAACUUAACAUGACGAGUGAAGUAAAGCUGCCGAAAAGUGGUGCUAGACUCAGUUAUCAGCCUUCCAUCUGUGACGGCUCGGCUGUGGAUCGAGAGGCUAAUGAAAAAGAAAAGUCAAAACCCCUUCCGACACUAAAGGAUAACGAUUUUCUCAACGAUGUCUCCAAGCUUUAUAUUGGCAAUGAUGCGAAGGUCAAGCUGAUGGACCUAUUGGAAGCUGAUGUGCAGAUCACACAGGAACACUUACCCAAAACAACCUUAUUUCCACGAUGGACCGAUUGGUACUGAUCAUCGCAUCGAUUUCCAACCUUCUGCGAUGUUCCCAGUCUUGUACUUGGCUGCCAACCUCUUGCAAAUUGGCCGGAUCGGCGUGGCGCUAUUAAUUUUGCCAACUGACCUUCCUAUUCGAAAAGUUAAAGGUCGCUACGUGGCCUAUAAAUAAGGGCAAGGUCUACUACAUCGUUUUUGACGGCGGUUACCUCUUUAUUGUGUCA
Molecule: messenger RNA, 857 nt
Organism: Dicrocoelium dendriticum
Lineage: Eukaryota; Metazoa; Platyhelminthes; Trematoda; Plagiorchiida; Dicrocoeliidae
Source: the annotation of a GenBank genome assembly